Molecule: messenger RNA, 2363 nt
Organism: Solanum lycopersicum (tomato)
Lineage: Eukaryota; Viridiplantae; Streptophyta; Magnoliopsida; Solanales; Solanaceae
Product: WD repeat-containing protein 26 homolog
Molecular function (GO): protein binding
Source: RefSeq, a predicted model, not a curated record
CAAGGGGACCCUAGUUGAGUAAAAUGCAAACAACUCUUUCCUCCCAUUUCUCUAUUCACAAGUUCUCCAUUACACAAAUACUCAAAUCUCUCUACAAGAUUCUUACUCUCAACAAUCAAUCAUAUACCUUUUUUAGCUUUCAAUCGACUGCUUGUUUACCCACCUAAUCUACUAGUCUUAGCUUACCGACAAACGAGAGGGAAUAAAAGAAUACAAUUUGGGAUAAAACCAUUUGCGAUUUGCUGGUUUUUCAAUCAGUGAAUUGAAACUUCUCUGUCUGCAUCAGUUCUCUUAUUUGGGAGGAUUAUUAUUAGCGGGUAAUGCUGUUUGAUCAGGAGGCUGGUAUUGAGAAGACCGAAUAGGUUAUUCAAAGAAAAUGGAUUUAGGCCUACUAUUCCAACUUUUCAGUUUUGUCUUCCUCCUGCUGUUAUAUAUGGGCUGACGCGUUUGUUUCAUGGGAGCUGAGGACGAUGAUGAACCACCAUCAAAACGUGUGAAGGUAUCCUCCAGUCAAUUGGUAGAUAUUUCUGACAGGACAUUUGUUAGAGAUCCUGUAAGUUGUUCAUUGGGUGACUCGAUGGCUCGACCCCUGACUCUUCAAGGGGACGAUGAGGUUGUUGGUACAAAAGGAGUUGUCAAGAAAGUUGAAUUUGUUCGGAUUAUAACUGAGGCAUUAGAUUCUCUUGGUUACAAAAAGACUCGGGCCUUACUAGAGGAAGAGUCAGGGAUACCCUUGCACACUUCCGUCGUAAAUUUGUUUAUGCAGCAAAUUCUUGAUGGUAAAUGGGAUGAAAGUUUAAACACAUUGCGAAAUAUUGGUCUGGUGGAUGAAAAAAUUGUAAAGUUGGCAUCUUUUGUGAUAUUGGAGCAGAAGUUUUUUGAAUUGUUGCACAAGGAAAAAGUUAUGGAUGCUCUGAGGACACUGAGGGGCGAGAUCUCACCUCUUUGCAUAAACAAUGAUAGAGUCCAUCAGCUUUCGUUUUUCAUUAUAUCACCUUCUCAGCAGGUUCUUACUGGGGUAUCAGGUCAAGGCACAGCGAGAGUAAAGUCACGUACAGAGCUACUAGAGGAAUUGCAAAGAUUGCUUCCCCCAACAGUUAUGGUUCCAGAAAAGAGAUUGGUACAUCUUGUUGAACAAGCUCUUGACUUGCAACUAGAUGCUUGUAGAUUUCACAACUCUGUGGUUGGUGAAAUGUCACUGCUCAGUGAUCAUCACUGCGGAAGAGAUCAUAUUCCAUCUCUAACAAUGCAGAUAUUACAUGAACAUAAAGAUGAAGUCUGGUUCUUGCAGUUUUCCCAUAAUGGAAAGUACUUAGCCUCGUCAUCUGCCGAUUUUGCCGUAAUUAUAUGGGAGGUCAAAUUGGAUGGCAGUGUCUGCAUGAAACACAGACUUUUGGGUCACGAGACAUAUGUCUCGUAUAUAUCAUGGAGUCCUGAUGACCAUCAGCUUCUCACUUGUGGUGAAGAGGAAGCUGUCAUUCGGUGGGAUGUCGAGUCUGGUGUACGUAUACACACUUAUGAGAAAAAAUUUGUUAAGUUUAUCUCAUGCGGCUGGGCUCCUGAUGGAAAAAGGAUAUUCUGUGGUGUAACUGACAAAAGCAUUAGCAUGUGGGAUUUGGAAGGGAAAGAGCUUGAGUGUUGGAAAGGCCACAGGGCUACUAGAAUAUCGGACUUGGGGAUAACAAGUGAUGGGAAGCAUGUUAUCUCUGUUUGUAAAGAAAAUAUGAUAGUAUUAGUUGGAUGGGAAUCAAAAGUAGAGAGAGUAAUUCAGGAGGAUCAGGCAAUAACCUCAUUUGUAUUGUCCAUGGACAGUAAGUAUGUGUUGGUUAGUCUUUCAAACCAAGAAAUUCAUCUCUGGAAUAUCGAGGGAACUGUAAAACUUGUAGCCAAAUAUAAGGGGCAUAAACGUUCUCGGUUCGUUGUGAGGUCUUGCUUUGGAGGACUAGAUCAAGCUUUUAUUGCCAGUGGAAGCGAGGAUUCACAGGUUUAUAUAUGGCACAGAGGCUCAGGUGAACUUGUUGCGACACUGGCUGGACAUUCAGGGGCGGUGAACUGUGUUAGCUGGAACCCAACAAAUCCUCAUAUGCUGGCAUCUGCGAGUGAUGAUGGUACAAUUCGUAUAUGGGGCGAUAAUCGAGUAAACACAAAGCAACAUGACACUGCUAAUGGUGUGAACUACUGCAAUGGGCGAAGUUGAACUCUGAGAUGCAAAAGGGCAGCGUGUAACGUUACAAAUAUCUUUCAUCGCUAUCACUGGUUUCUGUGUAUAUUCUGUAUGUUCAUGUCGAAUCAACAUUUAUGACAAACAAGAAUGUGAAAUUUGCAUUCAGUCCAUUAAUAAAUCGUGUACUCUUUCCUCCAUA